This is a messenger RNA of Talaromyces stipitatus ATCC 10500, 1106 nucleotides long. RefSeq lists its product as uncharacterized. The record is from RefSeq and is a predicted model, not a curated record. The coding region runs from base 1 to 1074 and encodes 357 amino acids. Gene Ontology annotation, biological process: nucleoside metabolic process. NCBI's taxonomy places the organism in Eukaryota, Fungi, Ascomycota, Eurotiomycetes, Eurotiales, Trichocomaceae. The transcript has 2 exons. Gene Ontology annotation, molecular function: catalytic activity; nucleic acid binding.
AUGGCACUAGUUCAAAUAUCCCAAUUUCAUCGUGGCCAGCGAUAUCAAAUUCUACCGGCCUAUGCGCAAGAUGGCAUUGUUCUUACUCGUGUCUUCCAGGGUUCCACUGAUGCUUCCGUGUUUGGAGAUUUCACUGAACAGCUUCUCCAGUCCGUCCUGGUCAUGGAUAAUGCAUCUUUUCAUCACACUGAUCGAAUCUAUCAAAUAUGUACAGACGCAGAAGUCAAAUUGAUAUAUCUGCCGCCGUACUCACAGGAUCUAAACCCAAUUGAGGAAUUCUUCGCAGAACUAAAGGCGUUCAUUAAGCGCAACUGGCGACUCUAUGAGGAAGUUCCUGAGCAAGGAUUCGAUGCUUUUCUUGAAUGGUGUGUAGAUCUUGUGGGCACCAGAGAAGAAAGUGCAAAAGGCCAUUUCCGGCAUGCAGGCGUGAUAAUUGAAGACUCCUCUAAAGAACCAACGGUAGCAUGCGUCAAAGACCAACCGCCACCAGGAAUGGGAGAAUUAAACAAAUACACUGUUGGAUGGAUCUGCGCCAUCACCACUGAAUAUGUUGCAGCAAGAGCCUUUCUUGACAAAGAGCAUGAAAGCCUGGAGUAUGGAUUUGCCAACGAUAACAACAUUUACGCAUUGGGUGAGAUGGGAAAACACAACGUUGUGAUCGCUCGGCUGCCCAAAGGGGAGUAUGGGAUAGCUGCUGCUGCCAGUGUCGCGCGAGAUAUGGUACGCAGCUUUCCCAAUAUCAGGAUUGGUCUUAUGGUUGGCAUCGGUGGUGGUGCACCCAGUAAAUGGCACGAUAUCCGGCUCGGCGAUAUUGUGGUUAGUGCACCCCACAAUGGAAAGGGUGGUUUGUUUCAGUAUGACUUUGGGAAAACUAUACAAGACCAGGAAUUUCGGACCACAGGAUUUCUAGAUCAACCCCCUGGUCUGCUUCGAGCCGCAAUAGGUGACAUUGAAGCUGAAUAUGAGAUGAACGGCCAUCGCCUUGACGAAGCAAUCGAUAGUGUGCUUAAAAAGCGACCAAAGCUGCGAAAAAAGUACAAGCGACCAGAGCCAGGUACUGACCGACUGUACUAAUCGCACAUUAUUCAUUCUUCCAAUGAUGUGUG